AGAAUGGAAAAAGAAACCGUCAAUUAGUAGUGUCUGCGACAAGCGGGAGCCUCUGUAGCUCUCCCAGGCAGGUCCUCUCUCGACCCUCAGGAGAAGAUAGAGACACCUGUGAAUAAGCCUCAAGUACAACAAUCAACAUCCUCCGCAAUAUUUAGACUAAACCAAGAUGUCAGGCGUAGAACCGGGCGUUCCGCCCGCGCAACUGAACUACUCCGCAAGCGCGCCAGUAAUAAGGGAACCGCCACCAAUAUGCAUUGCAAAAGUAUUGUACCGGUAUAAAUCGCAUGAGACAUUUCCUUAGGCUUAGCAUGAGACAUGAACAAAUGUGUAAUGAGGAUUUGACUUGAGAAAGAAAUUUGUAAGGCAUGACAGCGAUGAUUACGAGUGCGAUACUCUUGCAAUGCAUAACCAACCAACGCAGAAUAUUUCUUGCCCGUGAAGACAUUGGAGCGUAUUAUAGAACGGGUUGCUGUUAUUUUGCCAGCAUGACAAAUCUCCUGAUCACUGGCGCAUGGGCACGCUUUUUUGCAAUACAAAUUUCAUCGUCAACAUGCACCGAAUCCUAUGAAAUACAAACCGAGACAAAAACUAAUAUCUAAACCACAGCGAGGGUACCACUCGGUCGGUUUCCGAAGGACAGUGGGAAAACGAGUAGCCGCCUCGCAGACAUCGAGAGACAAGCAAAAAAGUGCCCAGCACUAUGACAGUGCACAACUCCCCCUCGUCCCCCUCAUUUGUCAUGCAAAACAGCAGAUCCACCCUACCUUACCCUUCUCCCUUAGGCACUGCUUGCAUGACAAAUUCCGGAAGCCGAAACAGCACUAGAGUCGGUUGCGAAUUUGUCAUGCAAAAGCUGCAUUUUUGAUGCCAGGACUUGUCUUGCUGUUCAUGCAAUACAAAUCAUGAGGGCGAGAGGGAGUUGCUAGGCACUUUCAUAAGCACCAGGGAAAUACGACAAGGUCUCAACAUGGGCGGAUCCGGGAAAGAAAAGUAGAAAUGUUGGUUUUUUGAAGUUUUGUCAUGCAUAAUUCGCAUUGAAGAUGGAAUUUGUGAUGCGUGGCCGCAUGCUUUUCGACGUGUAACAAAAUCUACUCCACCAGCCGGGACGCGUGGCAUCAACGAGUCAUGCAGCGGUUUUGGGUUCGCCUUCAUGAAGGAUUUAUCCAUUGCAAAAACAUGGUGAACAUUUCGGUUUUUUUGCCUUACAACUACAGGGGCUCUAGCAUGAUUAGCAUUGCAAGAGGGAGCUGUCAUGCGCUAUGCGCAACAACUACAGAAAGAGCGAUUUGAAUUUUGUUUUUGCAGUGCAUAGAUCUCCAGAUGGAAGGGCGACGCAGAGGAUAUGGUGAAGAAAAGGGGAUAUCCUGUGCAAAAGUAUCGUACUCGUAUGAAUGCAAGUCUUGCAUUACAAAUCUUUUUCUUAAGGUAAAUCCGCAUUACAGCUUUUAUCUCUCAUGCUAAGGAAAUUUGCAAUGCAUUUAUACGAGUACUACGAUGCUUUUGCAGUUCAUAGGGGACCGCAGCCCGGGCCGGGCCAGUAUGAGAACAAGGAGGUACUAUUUUUUCCAUCUUCCAUAUGAUUUUUGUCAUGCACAAUCUGCACUUUAAUCGCGGUUUCUCAUGCAGCAUGUACAUAAUUACUGUAUGUAGAACGCAAAAAAACCAUUAAAAAAUCCAGUUCAACGUGAAGGGCGUAAAUGCGGUGAAGCAGUCUUUGUCAGACAUCAAGAGACCAGUCCUCGGCUACUUCCCAAAAGGCAAGAACCUCACAUUCCUCGACAAGAUAGGAAAGGGCGGUCCACCGGGACCACCACCAUCGAAAUACGGCGCUAUUACGAAAAGCGCGGUAUAGUUUGGGUGAGUUUUUUUGUCAUGCGGCAACAGGUACAUGAGACUUGCUUUGUGAUGCAAAAUGCCAGUACAAAAUCCAUGCUUAAGAAAAUGAAACCCAAUCACAGGUUGCCCGAAACAUGCUGGAGCCGCAUCAACCCGCUUAUCAAGUGCAAAUAUGUCUGUGUUUGAAAGAGUGCAACUUGUGAUGCUGUGUUUGGAUUCUAAAAAAACCUGUGUUGCAUGAGCAGCAAAAGGAGUCCAAUUCUUGCUACGCGAAGAGGGCAUUUUUCAUGCGGGAUAGGCAUCAAGACGGCCGCAAAAAAUCUGUGAUGCUAGGGCGGACAUCACGGAAAUCAUGCCUCAUGCGAAACGUGCAUGACAAGUUGCACCCUUCCAGACCUAGACAUAUUUGCAUUGGAUACCGCUCUGGCAUGGACCAAGUCAAAGACGGAGUCGAGGAAAAAAGCGUCUGGUGGUUCGCUGGCACCAAAUCACUACAUAUCAAAUGCAAAAAUGUCUUGGUCUGGAAGAAUGCAAGUUUGUCAUGCUUGUCUGGCAUGACUCGAGAAUCUGCGUUGCAUAGGCACGAAAAAGCUCUCUUACCUGUCAUGCAGAAACGCAGUGUGCCAUGCGGAAUACGUAAGACAUGGCAGCCAAAAAAUUUGUCAUGCAAAGCUGCGUAUUGCAGUGCGUCUAUCAUUCACUUUUAGCAUUACAAGUUUCCAGACCCAGACAUAUUUGCAAUCCAUACUACACCAUCAACUACAAAACGAAGGAUUUGAAGAUGCCAGCAUGCUCUUUUCCGAAGGCGAAAGACACAAAUUUUAUCGACCAGACGGUAAUACUAAAAAUAUGUUUCGCAAACAGAUGGUUUUUGAGACUGCCCAAGAUGGGGAGGAUCAUACUCAUGACAAAAAAAUUUCCCAAAGCACCAUGACGCAUGACAAAUUCGAAAAAAAAAAAUCCCAAAGGUCCGCGCAAAGAAUUGGCAGCCAGCACCUGGCAAGUACGAUUUGAUCAAGGUGGAGAAGUAUUCCCGAGGUUUAUCAAAUUGAAAAUAAACACGACAUUGAUGAUGUUGAUAAGUCUGUAUUGCAAUUUUCCCAUUUGAAACGGUAAUAUCGGACUGGAAUUCUUGCAACACAAAUUUCACAAUUUUGCAGAGUCAUCCUUGUUGUGUUUUUCAAUUUGAUACAUCGCAAAGUACUGCCAAGUCAACAACGUGGGGAGGAGCUCUCUGAACGGUUUGUUCUAAGGUAUCCUGUGCAAAAGUAUCGUAGUACUCGUAUUGCAAUCAUGCAUUACAAAUCUUUUUCCUGAGGUAAAUCAGCAUUACAGAUUUUAUUUCUCAUGCUGAGGAAAUUUGUAGGUUAUUAACCCAUAUUUCUAUACUUUACCAAUAAGAAUAAUGCAUUUAUACGAGUGCGAUACUUUUGCAGUUCAUAUAAGGAGGAGGGGAGCGACGUAGUGCUACCGGAUGAAGCUUUUCACGCGGCCUAUCGUUCGAGAAGGCGAUGAAAUAAUAGGUCUCGCGAGAGAACUCAUCUGAAAAUGAAAAAUGUAUCUAUACUAAAAUCUUCUUCAAAACGCAUCAACCUGAAACUACUUUACGCAUCUUCUUCAACAAGUACACGUAAUUAUAUCGUAUAGGAUCAUUUACAGCUUAUCCAUUGUUUCCUACUAGUAAAUCUUGCAACUGAUACUAUUUUCAGUACCCUUUGAUAGGGUAUUGAAACUCGUCCUACUUCUGAACAAAUCUAGCAAAAGGUACUGCACUAGCGAUAUGCUGCUAUACUGCUUAAAUAAACUUGGCAAAACUUCAUACAAUUUCGAGGAUAUUCAUAUUAGAAACUAGUACUCUGGCACGUGUUUGAUAUCCUCAAAGCUUGUCCUGUCAGUGUGGCGCAACAAGAGACGAGCGCCUUCAACUGUAUGAUUGAACUACCGGCGAAUCACGAGAAGACACCGAAUCGCCUCGGCCGUGCUUUCGAACUAAACAGUAUCAAGAAAAGACUAUGUACAUAAACGGAAAGCGAAAGCUUCGAAUCGAACCGAUCGGGGGCAGCUCAUGCCUUGCAGACUUGCUACAAUCUUCCGCUUUGGGAAUCGGGGUGAUGCUACUGGGACAAGGAAAUCAAA
Molecule: messenger RNA, 3972 nt
Organism: Amoebophrya sp. A120
Lineage: Eukaryota; Dinophyceae; Syndiniales; Amoebophryaceae
Source: the annotation of a GenBank genome assembly